AUGCUCUCCCGACCGCGCUUCGGACCUCUGUCGACCCUCCGAUCCCUACCCAAACAACGGCCCAAUGCCCUCGCCCGCCGCACCCUCAUCGCCGCCCCGCGCCCCGGCUCCGGCCCCCUCAUGCAACGCCGCCCGGACCGCGCCCUCCCCCCGCUCCUCACCCCCCUAACCUCCCGCACCUGGCUCACAACCCUCCCCCUCUUCCUCCUAAUCUGCACCGCCUCCGCGCUCGCAAUUUUCAACUACCAGAAAACCUCCUCAAGCGUCGUAGCCAGCACGCUCUACGCGCUGCGCACCAACGCGCGCGCGCGCGCCCUCCUCGGCGACGAGGUCUAUUUCGCGUCCCAGAUCCCGUGGAUUCACGGGGAGAUGAAUCAAUUGCAAGGCAGAGUGGAUGUGUGGUUUUGGGUCAAGGGGACGCGGGGCAGGGGGGUUAUGAGGUUUCGGAGUGAGAGGGUUGGGGGGCGCAUGGGGCGGUUUGAGACGCUGGAGUGGAGUUUGGAGGUUGAGGGGGCGGAGGGGGGGAGGAUUAGUCUUUUGGAGGAUGGGGAUCCGUUUGCGAAGCAGGAUGGGGGGCAGGGGGAUGGUGGGGCGUGA
Molecule: messenger RNA, 597 nt
Organism: Lecanosticta acicola
Lineage: Eukaryota; Fungi; Ascomycota; Dothideomycetes; Mycosphaerellales; Mycosphaerellaceae
Source: the annotation of a GenBank genome assembly